AUGGCUUCUCCGACAGUCCUUUUACCAGGCGACACCAUUCCUCCUUCUCUUCUACCCAAAUCGAAAAAAGGAACUCUCACGCUCGGCCCCCACCUCCGCCAUCUCCCCCCUUCAACCCUGCUCUCCACCACCUCGGGCACCCUUCAAAUUGACCCCAAGAAAUCCGCCCUCUGGCUCGAACACCCCAAUGGCCGCUACAUUCCCGCCGUCAACGAUCUUGUGAUCGCUCAAGUCCAUCAUGGCAGCACAGAUACUUUCCACUGCUCUCUCACACCUCACACACCGUAUGCACUACUCGGCCACUUAGCCUUCGAAGGCGCGAACAAGAAGACUCGACCGCAAUUGAAAUCGGGAGACUUGGUCUAUGCGCGAGUGGCCAAGGUGAGUAAAUGGGAAGAUACGGAAAUUGAAUGUGUCAAUUCGAAUACGGGCAAGGGAGAAGGUAUGGGGCCAUUGACUGGUGGGAUGGUGUUUGAUGUUUCCGCUGGGUUUGCGAGGAGAUUGAUGCUAGGCGCGAAGAAGGGUGGAGUGGUGAUCUUGGAUGUUGUCGGCGAGAAAGUCAAGUUUGAGGUUGCUGUAGGGAGGAACGGGAGAGUGUGGAUUGACAGUGCGAGUGUGAGAGAGACUGUCACUAUUGGGAGGUUGCUUGUAGCGGCUGAUGAGGCCGGCUGGGAUGAAGAGCGACAGAGAAAUGAAGUCAAGAGGGCAUUGAGGGAGAUUGUGGGUUAAAAGAUCUGUUAUGCUCUGGACAUUGCUAUAAGUGGUGCACCCAUGGAAGCAGUAAGAAGGUCGCGGGAGAUUCUGGUCCAGACGAACAAACGAGCGAUUAUCGAUCAAAGCUCAAAAUUCAGAAGGCAUGGUGUACCGCUCUGCGCAAGGUCAUUCGUCUCGAGUUCGACACGCUGAUUGCGGUCACGAGACUUCAGACUUGGGACACCGCUUCAUCCUAUCACCUCGAUGGUUUCUCCUGACAUUUUCGCAACGCUGGAACGAGAGCUGGUCAACGAGCUCCCUCAUGUUCAGCACAAAUUGGAAAAGAGCCUCUGGCUUUUGCACGCCAGUCUGCCGCCAAAUAGCCACCGCGGCAUAAAGCGCAUCUGGUGCCGCCAUGGCUGCACAUUCGCCGUAGUCUCUCCAACCGGGCAUAACGCAAGCUGCUCGGCGGUGGACUUCGAUCUUGAUCUUCUUAUCCGUCUUCUUGCGUCGUGUCAUUGGAAAGCGCACACUCGUAACGAAGCUCUCAUCAGGGAUAGGGUUACUCGGUGCAGCUUUGGUACUUUCGAAACCAGCUAGAGGAUCCCGGUAGCUGAAACACCAUUUCUUCACUGCGGUGAAGCACUUUCCACCUUCGUUAUGCUUGGCACUCAUCCUCUCUGCCCAUCUUUCAACGGCGAUAAGUCCUGUGACGGGUUGUCUCUUCGACGCCUGUUCAUAGUUCUGUGCGAGCAUGCGGACACCCUGGGCAGGAGCAGUGAUAUCGACUGCGAACGUAUUCUCGCCGUAGUAAAUCGGCAGGACUGCCAAUCGGAUCUCUCUGCAGACCAUCGAGAUGUCGGGUUGCUCGCGAUCGUUGACUGAAGCAGGCCACACACAGAGCCUCGAAUCAACGACAACGAGUCUGUAAACGCGGAUUUUGACUGGAGCUGGGAGGUCCAUAAAACGGAAUGUCUCAUUCUCCUCCUCCUUCGUCUCAACUCUGUUCUUUCUACGCCCUCUCUUUGCUUUGGGCCUUGUUAGGUCCAACACAACCUUUACCUCUACAUUCUUCUUUAAAGUCUCUCUGAAGCGCAAUACCUUGGUAGAAACGAAGCGAUCCGUGAAGGGGAUGUACUCGAUUCCUCCUGUUGAGUUGACCUACGGAACAAGUCAGUCAACUUGGAUGACCAUCGUGUCAGGAUUCUGUACUCCAAACCCCAGGACAACAUCAGCUGAGUACAAUCAACUUA
Sphaerulina musiva SO2202 is the source of this 1946-nucleotide messenger RNA. RefSeq lists its product as uncharacterized. The coding region runs from base 1 to 729 and encodes 242 amino acids. NCBI's taxonomy places the organism in Eukaryota, Fungi, Ascomycota, Dothideomycetes, Mycosphaerellales, Mycosphaerellaceae. Gene Ontology annotation, molecular function: RNA binding. The record is from RefSeq and is a predicted model, not a curated record. The transcript has a single exon. Gene Ontology annotation, cellular component: nuclear exosome (RNase complex); cytoplasmic exosome (RNase complex). Gene Ontology annotation, biological process: U4 snRNA 3'-end processing; poly(A)-dependent snoRNA 3'-end processing; nuclear polyadenylation-dependent rRNA catabolic process.